This is a messenger RNA of Suillus clintonianus, 1665 nucleotides long. RefSeq lists its product as uncharacterized. The transcript has 4 exons. Gene Ontology annotation, biological process: cell differentiation; anatomical structure morphogenesis; regulation of transcription by RNA polymerase II. Bases 1 to 1665 code for a protein of 554 amino acids. The record is from RefSeq and is a predicted model, not a curated record. Gene Ontology annotation, molecular function: DNA-binding transcription factor activity, RNA polymerase II-specific; RNA polymerase II cis-regulatory region sequence-specific DNA binding. NCBI's taxonomy places the organism in Eukaryota, Fungi, Basidiomycota, Agaricomycetes, Boletales, Suillaceae.
AUGCCUGCAAUCCGUGAACAUGAUAUCUACCUUAACGAUAUCGAAGAAGAUGAUGGGAUGCCUCCGCUCGUCGACAAUCCAAAUACAUCGAUGACAUUUACUUUUUUCACUGAUAUGACACCCAUUACUGCUUUCAGUGUUGAUCCGACCGCUCCCUGCGAGAAUGCAUGGGAUACCCCAGCGUCUGCAUCCCCCGUAGAGUUUGCAGACUCGCUUGACUGUCCCACAACUCAGACUACCGAUCGCGUAUCUCAUGGCAAGAAACGGGACGCUUCGUACAUCCCACGCCCGCCAAACGCUUUCAUCCUCUUCAGAUCGUCCUUCAUCCGGAGCCAACAAGUUCCGGAGAAGGUGGAGGGGAAUCAUAGCACUCUGUCCAAGAUUAUUGGCAAAUACUGGAAAACUCUUCCCCGUGAGGAAAGAGAAAUCUGGGAGGCCAAGGCGCUCGUCGCUCAGGCGGAGCAUAGAAAGCGCUACCCAGACUGGCGUUUCAGACCUGGGGCUAACGCGCUUGCGAAGCUCAAGGUCAAGGAUGGUCCCGGAAUAGCAAAUAGAAGACGAAGCACCCAGAGUACCAAGAAAGGCCGCGGAAAUGCCGAUUCGAAGAAGAAGAAUAAGAGUAAAGAUGAAAGGUGUUCGAUGAUUGCGGAUCUUCUGGUGGAAGGAAAGACGGGCGCUGAACUGGAAAGUGCGCUUAGAAAUUGGGAGAACGGAAUUAGUAGGGAAGUCGAGGGCGCUGUUGGCCGAGAAGGUGAACACGAUCAUGAAGGAGGUGAUGAAGGCAAUUGGGGCGAAGCUUUCCCGCCCACCAAUCACUUUCAGAUGGAGUCGGCCCAAUGUUCGCAAGGCUUCUACCAUCCCGGUCACACGACACAGGUAAACACCGAUGGCCGCGAUCAUCCUGCCACGAGUCAACCUCGCUGCAAGACUCCACAUGACGAUCGUUUUCAAGUGCCUCUUACUGCGAUGUUCAAGCGUUCUCUGUCCGCACCUGCGAGGCGCUUCGCCACUCCUUCUGAUGUCUCAGGCCACAGUCGCAACAACUCUCUAACCAGUAACUUCACUGAUGUCUUAUCCGACACUGCAAGCUCUCCUCCCAGCGUUUGCAGCCCUUCCGCUUUUCCAUUGGAACAAUAUGAAGACCCAUCAGUCGCCGUGUACGGUGAUUCUAUGGGUCACCUAUCGCCCCUUGUCCUGCCGUCAGGACUAGGAGAUAGUUCUCCUGCGCGUUGGAAUGACCCAUACAAUCUCCUCGGAGCUCAAUCCCCCAUAGGAUCAUUUUCAGACUGCCCUAGUUUGUCAUAUGGACACAGUCCUUCCGUGUCGCCAGUCGACAUGAGCUUUGGGAACUAUACAUACCCUUCGCCGACGCUGGCGGCACUUACCGCAACAAAGCCCGAUAAUAUCUCUGCUGGCCUCGACUACCCCAUCUCAUAUGAUACCCAGUGUUACUCCUCUUACUCUGCGCUCAAGGGGUGGGCUGAUGGUCAAUAUGCAUCUUUUGAUGCCUUUCCAGAAGGUCCCGUGCCUCAGGUCUUUGUUAACCAAUACGCCAGCACGCCAGCAAUCUAUGAAUGGUCCCCUCUUGACGAUACCAUACGUGCUGGUCAGGCUCCUCAGCUCCAUAACACAUUCGAAAGUAGCUCUUUCAAUUUCGGAUUCUGA